AGAAGCAGUUUAGGAGGCAGCUGUGAGCUCAACAGAAGUCUACUCUACAAUCAGACUCAUUCUAACCAUAGACAUUCUUACCAUAGACAGAUCUAGGGACUCCUAAUUAUACACAAGUUAUCACCCCAAGGCUACAUUUGAAGAUCUUCGACUUCUUUUCACACAUCAAGAUGUUCCCUCCAGACGUGUGGAAUUCUACAGUCCUGAUGUGGUUCAAUGCGUCUGAGCUGAAUGCUUCUCUGGAGAAUCCAGAGGAGGGGGAGCACCCAUUCCUGACGGACGCCUGGCUGGUGCCUCUCUUCUUCGCUCUCAUCAUGCUGGUGGGGCUCAUCGGGAACUCUCUGGUAAUCUAUGUAAUCUCCAAACACAGGCAGAUGAGGACUGCCACCAACUUCUACAUAGCUAACUUGGCUGCCACAGACAUCAUCUUCCUGGUGUGUUGUGUCCCGUUCACAGCCACUCUCUACCCACUUCCUGGGUGGGUAUUUGGGGACUUCAUGUGCAAAUUUGUUGCCUUUCUACAACAGGUGACUGUUCAAGCCACCUGCAUUACACUCACUGCUAUGAGUGGGGACCGCUGCUAUGUCACAGUCUACCCCCUGAAGUCCUUACGCCAUCGCACUACACGAGUCGCCAUGAUAGUUAGCAUCUGCAUAUGGAUCGGUUCCUUCAUUCUAUCCACCCCGAUUUUCAUGUACCAGAGAAUUGAGGAGGGCUACUGGUAUGGACCAAGACACUACUGCAUGGAGAGGUUUCCCUCAAAGACCCAGGAGAGGGCUUUCAUCCUGUACCAGUUCAUAGCUGCCUACCUACUACCUGUCAUCACCAUCUCCUUCUGCUACACACUCAUGCUGAAGAGGGUGGGCCAGCCGUCAGUGGAACCAGUAGACAAUAAUUACCAGGUCCACCUGUUGUCUGAGAGGACUGUCACUCUGAGGAGUAAGAUCUCCAAGAUGGUGGUGGUGAUUGUCCUGCUAUUCACCAUCUGCUGGGGGCCUAUCCAGCUCUUCGCCCUGUUCCAGUCCUUCUACCCCAACUACAGGGUCAACUACGCCACCUAUAAGAUCAAGACCUGGGCUAACUGCAUGUCCUACGCUAACUCCUCCAUCAACCCAAUCGUUUACGGCUUCAUGGGAGCCAGUUUCCGCAAGUCUUUCAAGAAGACUUUCCCCUUCCUGUUCAAACACAAAGUGAGAGACAGCAGUGUCAUGUCGCGCGUGGCUAAUGCAGAAAUCAAGUUAGUUGCUGCAGAGGAAGGCAACAACGAUGGGAAAUGAAAUGAGCCAUGGUCAGAGUGAGCUUCCGGGGGACAGAGCUGCUGGAGAUUCAGUGCACUGUGCACACAAACAAACAUACACAUGACAGACAGCUGUGAAUGCACACUGCUCAACAUAGCCUGCUGUGAAAUCACACUGUUCUGAAGGCAAACACCUGGUGGAACCAGCAUUUUAAAAUGGCACUUGAUGUGUUUGUUUGCAAUUCUACAAAAUCUGACUGAUCCUGCUCUGUUCUGAUAUUACAGACUUGAAAGGACAUUAAAGGUCCCGAACAGUCAUUCUGGUUCCCAUAUAAAAUAACACCCAUAAUAUUUUUUCCUGAUAAAAAUGCUCAAAUUUUUCUCAUCAAACCAGGAAGUCUGAAAAGACAUACUGAAUUGGAGCUAGUGGGCGGGGAGCUCACCUUGACUGACUGUUCUUUGAAAAAGUCUAGCAACAUGGAUGCAGUGACAUUAUCUCAAGCAUAUUUGCUCAAACAUCAUUGAAAUUGCAUGCAACUUCCAAUCCUGUCAUACAUCACAUCAUGGUGUCAUUCCUGCUCCCUUCUGAUAUUACAGACUUGAAAGGACAUUAAAGGUCCCGAACAGUCAGAAGGUUAUUAAAGGACAUUAAAGGUCCCGUCACCGGUCAACAAACCACCGGACCUGGCAACUCACAUUGCGCACACCUGGCAACCACACACCUGCUCAUCAUUUGCUCCUUGAUUACUCCCCUUUAUUUAGCUCUCACUUGUCAUCAGUCAUUAGGUGGUAUUGUUCUCUCGCACGGUCAGUAUGUGGCUUAUGUUUGUUCUUGUUUAUAAUUGUAUUAUUAAACUCACCUCCUGCUUCCUGA
Messenger RNA from Oncorhynchus kisutch (coho salmon), 2111 nucleotides. RefSeq names its product KISS1 receptor a (gene kiss1ra). The transcript is spliced from 5 exons. NCBI's taxonomy places the organism in Eukaryota, Metazoa, Chordata, Actinopteri, Salmoniformes, Salmonidae. Gene Ontology annotation, biological process: G protein-coupled receptor signaling pathway. Gene Ontology annotation, cellular component: plasma membrane. The record is from RefSeq and is a predicted model, not a curated record. Gene Ontology annotation, molecular function: G protein-coupled receptor activity. The coding region runs from base 171 to 1277 and encodes 368 amino acids.